AUGGACGGUCAACGACCCCAGCAAUAUAUGCCUGUUCCUCCACCUUCAACCCAACCGCCUCAAUCGCACAUGGUGCUGCCGCCUCCGCCGCCACGAUACCCUCCCACACAACCCCAGGGUGGUAUGCCCCCGCCGCCUCCUGGACCACCCCCAGGACAAAGCUAUGGCCCUGCGAAGAUCGCCAAUCCUCAGUUGCAGCAUCAGAACAACCUACAAUGGGCGCCGAACUGGGCAACGCGGCAGGCACUCUCCCAGGGGAUCCUUCCUCCCCCUCCGCCUCCCCCUCCUAUGGCGCCGACAAACCAGCAGCCCUACGGCCGACCGCCUCUGUCAGUUGGGGGAGAAGGCCGGACUUCUGCAACGUACGUCCCGCAGGGAGGGACGUUUGGCCCGGGAGUCGGAAUACCUGCAUUCGACUUGCAUUCCCUUCCUGCAUACGAGAAUCAAGGGACCAUGACGGGUAGCGAUCGACAGCAGCUUCCAAUAAAUCAACCUUACGAGUAUCCCAACCCGGAUAAUGCAUAUAAGCGAGACGGGACCAUUCCGAUUACGCCGUCGGCGCGCACUAUUCCCCCUUCCUUAACCGCAAAUGAUCUCUCACAUGAACAGUUCUCCACUACGACAGCGCAGAAUCCGCAAGCUCAAAACGGCCAGAACCAAGGCCAAAUGGCAGAACUCACAAAAUCUCCCAGUCAUCGUUACAACAAUAACAACACGUUGCUCGGUGGUAUGUCACCCAGCGAAGCCGCCGUCCAGUGGCCACUUGACAGGGUUCUCCUGUGGCUUGCGAUGAAUGGGUUCUCCGGGGAUUGGCAGGAAACUUUCAAGGCCCUCGAAAUUCAGGGCGCCGACUUCCUUGAGCUGGGCCAUGGGUUCAACGGCCGUCCCAAUUGGGGUAAAAUGCACAAUGUGGUGUACCCGCAGCUCGCCAGAGAAUGCGAGAAUAGCGGAACCGGGUGGGAUCUGACGCGAGAGCGAGAGGAAGGGAAACGUAUGCGCAAAUUGAUUCGUCAAAUCCAGGAUGAUCCGAACUAUGACGCGGGCGUACCCAUUCCGAAGCAGCGUGAAUCUCAGACCCUCGCAGGGGGUGUUCUCGACCCGGGCAAUGAAUCCUCUCCCAAGUAUCCCAAUGACCCUGUGUCUGCAGGCCCGACCUCAGGCCCCAUGCCUGGUAGUCCUAACCUCAAAUCCCUGCAGCCCGCUUACAACCAGAAAAGCAAUGUGCAAACGCGCUCUUUCACGGCCCCGAUGCCUAUUAGCCAUGACCAUACUUCUUCGGAACUCAGCCAGCCCGACGGGACGAUCUGGGGCCGAUCAGACAUUUCGCGAGCUGCACUGGCCAGUGCAAACGGCGACCAUCGAAGACAGAGCCCCUCGGUUUCCAGCGAAGCCGGCAUUUUUGCUCCUGGGCGCCCUUACGAAGGCAGUCCUAAAAGCGGCAGUCCAGCCAUGCAGCACGCCACACUCGCACAUCCGGGCUUUUCUUCCACCAGCGACUUCAGAGAACAUGCUCGAGUCAACAGCUCCGAUUCAACUACAGGACGUCGCUACUAUGAAACCCUCAGGCAGGAUAAUGCCCGCCCUUCUCCGCUGGAGUCCUACAACCGACCGGCAGAAAACUCCUCCUCUUACCCUAAAGACCAUAGCAAUCGACUUUUCCACUUCUUCAAGAAGAAGAAUAAAAGUGGCGACUCAACCCACCCGUCUCCCGAGGAGCAAUUCCUGGAGUCCCCCACGAGUCCGGAAGCGCAGCGUCACAAUGCGUCUCAGCUUCCCUACGAUCGACCCAAUUUCAGCAGUAGCGACAUGUCGUUGGACCAACGCCCUCUAUCCGCGUCCUUCUCCGAUCACGAACGGUUAGCCGCCCAGCGGGGGAAGCCCGCGUCUAAAGGAAAGAAGUGGGCUUUUGGAACGCUCGAUGGGUGGAACUAUCGUCUGAUAGACAUCACGGACCUAGACUCUGUGGAGCAAUUGCGUGCUACGAUCUGCCAAAACCUCGGGAUAUCGGAUUGGGCCGGUUCCCAAAUAUUUAUGACUGAGCCCGGCCAAACAGACCAUGAUGAACCUUUGAACGAUACCAACCUGACAUUGUGUCGGCGGACGAGGUCGGACGCCGUUGGCAGCUUGAAACUAUACGUCCGUGGACCUCACAUGCCCUCUGGUUCUACCAACUCCCCACACUACACCGGUCUUGGGGUUUCAUUCCCAGACAAGACCACCUCAUCACCGACAACGGGACAGCACCAAUUACAAAGAAAACCAUUAGAUGAUGAAGCUCUCAAUCGGAUUUCACCGCACAAUUCGGCAAAGCCUACUUCUCCGCAGGUCGCUGCACGCCCGCAGCAGCUAAGGACCCCUGCGGUCAAACUGCCUGCUCGGGACAUAACGCAGCUACCGAUGGGAACAUCGCCGGUGGAUGGUGGUGCAGAAGCUGGAUACCCAUUCGAUGCGGAAAAACUGGAUCCUAUCGCCGAGCAAAAACGGGAGAUGGAGCGAAGACAGAAGGCCUUGCGAUACUCAAAAGUCACCUCCGUGCCGCAGCCGGGGAAGAACGCCUACGGGGAAACUGGUUAUCGACGCAAAGAUGUCAUUGAUUUCGACUCGCCGCGGAUAUCGCCUUAUGAAGAUAAGAAGGCUUCGGAGCCCCUGGUACCGCUCCGCAAGCCCCCCACCGCUCCGCCCGAGUCAAAUACACUUACCAAGGUGAAUUCACUGCGAAAGACCGACCGUCCCGCAGUUCAUGGACUGGGGGCUGCCCUGGCUGGUAUGGGCAGAAUUACCGGUGCCAUCGGAACCCCGUCGCCGUCGGUCUCUCAAAGCCCCGGGUUCAAUAGUCCUAAUGCCAACAUCACUACGCCGGUUUUAGAUGAACCAAGAAGUGCCACAUCGCGGUUCCCUCCCGGGUCGAACGGCCAGAACACCCCAACCUCCCACGUCAAUCAGUCUCCUGCCAAAACUGCGGCCACUCCAGUCGAGAGAACCAGGCCAAAUGCGGAAUCACGCAAGUCAUACGGUCCUGAGUUUGAUUUCGAGGAAACAGAGGUCUCUUUCCAGCGUUCACCGGUACCACAAGACGACUCGGAUGAUGAUUCGGAUGAUGGCCUUUUCGCGAUCCCGUUGGUAAACAGCAAGACUCCCGUGAAGGAGAAAGGACCUAUGUUUGGAUCUCCCGAGCAGAAGAGGUCCGAGAAACCGUCACUUACGCUGAACACGGGACCGAGGUUGAAGAAGGAACUGUCGGUGCGGUUCAGGUCGCCUAGUACCAGUCGCGAAACCUUUGCCGGGUCAAGUGCAGACAGAGGCAACCGGAAGACAUCCUUUUCGGACAUGGCCGGUUCUCCCGAAGAAAAGAAGCCUCCGCCUCGAAGAGACUCGUUUGUUCGAGGGAACAAUUGGGCAAGCCGACCCCCCGUCGAGGGCGUCAUUGAAUACCUCGACGAGUUCUUCCCCAACAUCGAUCUCGAUGCUCCUUACCUUGACAACCACGGCGCCUCUCCCCCCUCGUCACCGGCGAGUAGAAUCCCAGCCGAGCACGAGCCAGCUCAUAAAGAAAGACACGAGGGGCCAACAUACACUCCACUCCCGCCGCCACCGCCCCCGAGCACCGACGAGAACACCAUCGGUCCCAGCGAGCCAACGAUGAAGGCUCACGAUGCCGGCAUCAUCGCUCGGCGUAACGUUAAUCGCUCCGGCGGUCUCACUCGAGGAAAGUCUAUCCGAGAAGUGGCGCGCGGUGCUAACCAAGCCAGCCGUAAUCGCAGCGUUCAUGCAUCUAGCGGGAACCAAAAGUCAGGCGAUAUCCUGCGUCGCAAGAGUACGAAGAUGUUCGGCGCGAAGAUCAUGCAGAUCAGCCCCAAGCCCGGUAGUCGUCUCAGCCAGCUUGAUCCCAUCCCCCAGAACAACGUUGGCGCUGGCAAUCUCCCACAGCGGCAACCGACCUUCCGCAUCAUUCGCGGUCAGCUCAUCGGAAAAGGCACUUAUGGCCGAGUGUACCUCGGCAUGAACGCUGACAAUGGUGAGGUCCUGGCGGUCAAGCAGGUGGAAAUCAACCCCCGAAUCGCGGGUCAAGAUAAGGAUCGGAUCAAGGAGAUGGUCGCAGCCAUGGACCAGGAGAUUGACACGAUGCAGCACCUCGAGCAUCCCAAUAUCGUGCAGUAUCUCGGAUGCGAGCGCGGAGAGUUCUCCAUUUCCAUCUACCUGGAGUAUAUUUCCGGUGGUUCGAUUGGCAGUUGUCUACGCAAGCACGGCAAGUUCGAAGAGAGCGUGGUCAAGUCGCUCACGCGGCAAACGCUGAGCGGGUUGGCCUAUCUGCAUGAUCAGGGCAUCCUGCAUCGCGAUCUCAAGGCCGACAACAUCCUGUUAGAUCUCGACGGCACAUGCAAGAUCUCGGACUUUGGUAUUUCCAAGAAGACGGACAAUAUCUACGGGAAUGACUCGACCAACUCGAUGCAGGGGUCGGUCUUCUGGAUGGCCCCGGAGGUCAUUCAUUCUCAGGGUCAAGGGUACAGCGCCAAGGUGGACAUCUGGUCCCUCGGGUGCGUGGUGCUCGAGAUGUUUGCCGGUCGUCGACCAUGGAGUCGAGAGGAGGCGAUCGGGGCCAUCUUCAAGCUGGGCAGUCUGAGUCAGGCGCCGCCUAUUCCGGAAGAUGUGUCUAUGAAUAUCAGUCCGGCGGCGCUGGCCUUUAUGUAUGACUGCUUUACGGUGGAUUCAUUGGACCGGCCCACGGCGGAGACUUUGCUCACGCGACAUCCUUUCUGCGAGCCCGACCCGAAGUAUAAUUUCCUGAAUAGCGAGCUGUAUGCGAAGAUUGGGGAGGAUUCAUAG
This is a messenger RNA of Aspergillus melleus, 4824 nucleotides long. It is a transcript of the gene bck1, whose product is annotated as putative MAP kinase kinase kinase (Bck1). Lineage: Eukaryota; Fungi; Ascomycota; Eurotiomycetes; Eurotiales; Aspergillaceae. Gene Ontology annotation, biological process: protein phosphorylation. The record is from RefSeq and is a predicted model, not a curated record. Gene Ontology annotation, molecular function: ATP binding; protein kinase activity. Bases 1 to 4824 code for a protein of 1607 amino acids. The transcript has 3 exons.